AUGCCAGCUGCAUCUACUGCCACCACGUCUAGAAGACUGGCAAGGAGUGCUAACAGAAGAACAGUCCACUAUGAAGAGUUUAGUGAUGAAGAACAAGAGGAUCAACUUGAAGCUUACAGCCCUUCAUCUGAAAACACACCAAACCACACUACAAACUCAACUUCUACAAAGAGAAAGAAAACAACAAACAGUAAACAAACCAGCUCAAAAAGACAGAAAACUGUAUCUAGAGACCAACUCCAGCAACAACAACAACAACAACAACAACAACAGAAAUCGAAAAGAAAACAAUGCGGAAAGGGUAAGAAGAAACAACCACAAUUGGAGGACGAUUGGGAGGAAAACUACUUGUACCAAGCAUUGUCAAGUCCUGAAAUUAACGUUACUGAUCUCGCCCAGGAAUGGAUCGAAACAUAUGAAGAAGAGGCAGUACUGGACAACACUCACUCACUUGCAAUUACACUUGUCAUAAAUUUAAUCUUGAGAAGUUGUGGGUCGUUCCAUCUUUUCCAACCUCACGACUUGAUCAACUUGGCAAGCACUGCGGUUACAGUUGAAGAAAUUACAUUGGCAUUUGGCAACCAGUCAACUCAUAAAUUUGCAUUCAAACUUGUACCAGUUUUCAAAAAGAAUGUAUUGCAAUUUUUCCAAAAUAUAAUUGAAAUAUGCCAUGAAAAGGGGCUUUUGUAUCCACCAUAUACUCAGGGCAGUAACGACGCUGACUACGACGAGGAUGACUACGACGCCGCCCUGGAACUGUCUCAAUUGAUGGCACUUUUGCUCACUUGGGUUACAAGUCUUACACGGUCAGCAAUUAGAGCAUUGCGUUAUACAAGUACCGAAAUCAGCAUGGCAAUGCAGUUGGCGUUGAGCAAAAUUGGGAAAUCCGUGACUGCCAAUCUUCUGCGCUCAAGAAAACACUUGGGUAGAUUGAAUGAUGAAAGAUCAACAAAGUACAAAACAAUCAGGUCUACAAUUACAAACUAUGAAUCUCAAUUGAAUACAUUGAACGGAUAUUUUGAUGACAUUGCAUCUACUGUUGUCUCACAAAGAUAUAAGGAUUUUGAUCCUCAGAUUAGGUUGAUUGUGGUCAAAUACUUGAUUGAUACCAUGAGUGCAUAUCCAUCAUAUUUCUGUCAAUCACAGUUUUUGAAGUACUUUGGUUGGUUGUUAUCCGAUCCCAUUAACCAAGUACGCAGCGAAAUAAGUCGUGAUUUGUUGAAACUUUACAAAAUGAACAAGAACCAAGAUAUUGUGGAUGGAUUGACUCAAUUUUCCAUCAAAUUCAAACCACAAUUUAUUCUAAUGUGUGAGGUUGAUAUUGAUACAAAUGUGCGCACCAACUGUUGUGGGAUUUUGACAGAGAUGGUCAAGAUGGGAUUCCUUGAUGCAAAAGAUAAACACGAGGUAAUUAAGGCCUUCCCAUUUACUGCAACAAAGUUGAAGUUACAACAUGAUUUUGUUAGAUUUGUUCAAGUGGCUACUGAUGAGAAUGCGAUACAAGUUAUGGAAAAGAACCAAUCAAUUUUUGAGAGGGACAGUUAUGUUUUGCAUGAUCAUGAUGCAAGACAACUUUUGAAGAUAAAGGUGAUGCUUGAGGAGUUGUCCUUUCUUGUGGAAAAGGAUGCACCAUUGGAGAAAAUCUUUGAAUCGGAAUUAAUGACUCUGGUGUAUGCUCCAAAUUUGCGAUCACUCUUGGAUUACUUGUUGACGGAUAAUGCAGAGUUGAGAGUAAUUAAAGACGGCGAUGUUGAUGGUGAUGAGGAAGUAGAGGAGGAGGAGAAAGAGAAAGACUCUGACUUGAAUCAAGUGAAGAUGUUGGUGCAGCUUGACGAUGUGCAAAAGCUCACAUUACUCAAAACCAUUCAUGGUUUGAUCAAAGCUUCGAUAGUGAAGCUAAAGGGAAAACAGGCAGGAGCAUCCAAAGCUGAAGAAGAGGAAAUCAGAUCUACCAUAAUCACGCAAUUCAUUGACUAUAUUCCAAAACUCCAAAGCUUUUGUUUCAAAGCAAACAAUCGGUUCAAGAUAUUCGUUAGAAUUUGGCAGGAUUUGAUUGACGACAAACACAAUUGCAUUUUCAACUAUUAUAUCAAAUUGGAUAAAGUCGAAGAAUAUGAAUUAGCAAUUAAAGAGAUUUUGCAAUAUUUUUACGAGUUUAGUAUGGUUGAUGAAUUUCAACCUUUUUUUGAGAAAUUGUUUAGUCUGAGGGGAUUGACUGAGUCUAUUAAGUUUGAAGUGCAGAGGAUUGUCAAUGCGUUGGUGGAGAACACCACUGUAUAUUUAAGGGAUAGCCAAGAAGAGGAAGAAGAAAGAGUGGAGGACGACAACGACAACGACGACCCGGAGAAGCAAAAGCUUCAAGAGCGAGAAGAAUUGGCUGAUUCUUCAAUCGAUAUGGAUCGUGAUAUCGUGAUUUGGACCAAUCGACAAAAACAUGUUAUAAAGCUAUGUCGUGAAGUUUCCAUACUUGUUCAAAAGAUUAUAUUGGUUGGAAACUAUGUCAAUAUCGCCAAUUUGGACAAGAUUGAUGAUUUAAUAUAUCAAUUCAAUAAUCGGAUCUUGAAUAAAUUUGAUCUAAACGUGGUUCUCAAUGAAUGGAAACAUGAUUUCAUAUUACAAUUGCCCAAAUUCACCAAUGCCCUUGUGUCUGUUAUUGAGUUAGUUUUCAUUAUUAGUGGAUGGAAAUUUGAAAAGAUGAUUGAUACAGCGCCACAAGACCAACAUCAAUUUGAUGUUGAAUUAGAGUUUGAAAUGGUUGGUGAUGUCGUUAGUAAUUUGAUCCGAUACAUCGAUGAACUAAAAGACUUGAAUACUGCUACUGAAGAUACUAGUGUUGAAGAUUUGGACAAGUUGGUUGAGUUUAAAUGUCAAUUGAUUAAUCAAUACAUUAAUUUGGUCAUUUCGUUUCGAUUGUUUUAUGUCAAGUUUCAAGACGAUAAUCAAUUUAAGCAUUUUAAACUUUUUUUCCGACUGAAUAAGCCGGUGAUUAUGAUUAAGCGGGAUUUGCAAAUGGAGUUGUUGGAGAUGUUUUUGAUCAAGGAGAUGAAGUUGGCGCAUUUGCUUGGAAUUGAGUUGGAUAGGGAUGAUGAAGAGGGGGUGCAUUAUGAAGAUUAUGUGGAGAAGCAAGUACAGGUAGGUCAGGUGGAAGAGAAUGAGGAUGCAGAAGAUGGGGAGAAUGAGGAAGUCGAUGUGGACGAGGACGUAGAUGAGGAGGAAAGAAGACGCCGUUGUGAAACACGAAGACGUCUGCUUAGAGCCAACAAGGAGCAAUUGAAGCAAGUCAAGAUAUGGGAUUUGGAAAAGGAUUUGUCAGUAUACACUUUAAAAUUGAUCUCGUUAGUCAAGAUGCAAUUGGUCUCCCAAGACAUAUAUCAGCGGUUGAAGAAGAAUGCAGGUAAAUUGGGAGAGGUGUUUUAUAAAGUUAUUGAACAAGAAAAAGUUGUGCUGGAAGGUGGAGACAGGCAAGAAGAAGAGAUACCUGUUGACGCAACUGAUGGAAAUGAAUCUGUUAACUUGAGUGUUGAUGUGGGAGAUGGUGCUGAGGCGGAGACAUCUCAUGAAAGAAAUGAGAAUCAAGCUGAGGAUGGCGAUGCAGAAGGCGAUCAAGUGCAAGAUGUGUCAAUGGACUUACAAUUGGAGUUAGAUGUGUAG
Messenger RNA from Lodderomyces theae, 3651 nucleotides. It is a transcript of the gene IRR1, whose product is annotated as Irr1p. Gene Ontology annotation, biological process: sister chromatid cohesion. The transcript has a single exon. Bases 1 to 3651 code for a protein of 1216 amino acids. The record is from RefSeq and is a predicted model, not a curated record. NCBI's taxonomy places the organism in Eukaryota, Fungi, Ascomycota, Pichiomycetes, Serinales, Debaryomycetaceae. Gene Ontology annotation, cellular component: cohesin complex; nucleus; chromatin. Gene Ontology annotation, molecular function: chromatin binding; protein binding.